Messenger RNA from Culex quinquefasciatus (southern house mosquito), 702 nucleotides. RefSeq lists its product as uncharacterized. NCBI's taxonomy places the organism in Eukaryota, Metazoa, Arthropoda, Insecta, Diptera, Culicidae. The record is from RefSeq and is a predicted model, not a curated record. The coding region runs from base 1 to 702 and encodes 233 amino acids. The transcript is spliced from 2 exons.
AUGUCCACCGAAAACCUCACCGAGGCUCCCGCUGCUUCCGCCGCCGUCGCCGUAAAACUUCCGGACUUCUGGAAGUCAGAUCCGGCGAUGUGGUUUGCACAAGCUGAAUCCCAGUUUGUGUUGGCCGGAACAGUAAUCUGCCACGUAGCUGACCUGGUCAGGAAGCCUCCUGCGACCGGAAAGUACAACGCCAUCAAGGAACGUCUCAUCGCCCGUUUCGAACUAACGGCACAGGAAAAAAUGGAAAAGCUGCUCGGUUCUUGCGACUUGGGAGACCUCCGCCCCACGCACCUCUUGGCUAGGAUGCAGGAGCUUGCUUCCGGACUCAAGGUCGACGACUCGCUGCUGAGAAUGCUGUUUUUACAACGACUUCCGGCGAACAUCCGUGGAGUACUCAGCAUCAACGAUGGCAGUCUCUCGAAGCUGGCGGAAAUGGGCGAUAAAAUGACGGAGUUGGUUCCACAAACUUCUGCUGUCAAAACCCUUGCCGUACCGGAUUCGCAGGAAAGCCUGGCGGAUCAAGUCGCUGCCUUGACAGCUGAGCUGCAGCGCAUGAAGGCACAAGGACCUGAUCGCAGAAGACCGCGUUCCGUUUCCCGCAAACGCGACGAUGAAAGCACCAUCUGCUGGUAUCAUCGCAAGUACGGCAGCCAAGCUGACCGUUGUCGAAGCCCGUGCAAGUUCCACCAGUCAAAAAACUAA